Gossypium raimondii (Peruvian cotton) is the source of this 1355-nucleotide messenger RNA. Its product is annotated as WAT1-related protein At5g40230. The record is from RefSeq and is a predicted model, not a curated record. The transcript has 7 exons. NCBI's taxonomy places the organism in Eukaryota, Viridiplantae, Streptophyta, Magnoliopsida, Malvales, Malvaceae. Gene Ontology annotation, cellular component: plasma membrane. Gene Ontology annotation, molecular function: transmembrane transporter activity. Bases 126 to 1172 code for a protein of 348 amino acids.
CUGUUGUCCGUACUCCGUUGCAAUCCCGAUGAUAGAAGUGAAACUCAGAAAGAGAAAAUUAUUUUUAUUUGUAACAGCGACUUAAGUCAACCACUAACUCCCAGCGAUCUGGAGAGAAAGAAGAGAUGAAAGUGAAGUCGUGGUUAGUUGCAUCGGCGCCAUUUGCAGCCAUGGUGGCUGUGGAGUGCCUGGAUGUUGGCUUAACCACCCUCAGCAAAGCUGCCAUGUCCAAAGGAAUGAGCCACUUUGUCCUUGUCGUCUACUCAAAUGCUCUGGCUUCCCUCAUUCUUCUUCCGGCGGCUUUUUUCUUCACAAGGAAAAAGCGGCCACCAAUUACUUUAUCUUUUCUGUGCAAAAUUUUCUGCUUAAGCAUUGCUGGGAUCACUUUGAUGCAGAACUGUGUAAUCACCGGUGUAAGUUACAGCUCUCCAACCCUUGCUUCUGCUCUUGCCAACUUAAUCCCAGCUUUCACUUUCUUGCUUGCUGUUAUCUUCGGGAUGGAAAAGCUAGAGUUGAAAAGCCCAAAGAGUCAGAUCAAAGUGUUCGGCACCUUAGUAUCCAUUUCUGGAGCACUCAUUAUGACCCUUUACAAGGGUCCUCCAGUACUGUCCCCACCAAUUCAACCGCAUUUACACCCAUCUCCUUCUACCAUGUUAACAACAUCUAACAAUUGGCUCAUAGGUGGCCUCUUCAUCGCUACUGCCUCUUUGUCACUUUCAGCAAACAUCGUUGGUCAGGCUGCGGUUCUGAAAGGGUAUCCAUCGGAGAUAAUGUUGGUUUCCUUCUAUUGCCUCUUUGGGACCAUUCAAUCUGCAUUGGUUACUUUGCUUUUUGAAAGAGACCCCAACGCUUGGAUGUUGAGUUCAGAUAUCGAGCUCAUUUCUGUGGUCUACUCAGCUUUAUUUGGAAAUGUGGUAACAUUCGGCGUACAAGCAUGGUGCAUACGGCGUAAAGGGCCGGUCUUUGUGGCGUCGUUCAAGCCCUUAAGUAUUGCUAUUGCUGCCUUCUUGGGGUUCAUUUUCCUUGGUGAAACGCUUUAUAUUGGCAGUACUCCUUUGCAGUAUUGUGGGAGCAGCCAUAAUUGUAACGGGCUUUUAUGGGGUGAUAUGGGCACAGUCGGACAAGGAAGAAGUGGGCAAGACAACAACCACCCCUCUCUUAGAUGGACAUGAUGUAGAUGCCUAAAUGAUUAUAUCUUUCUUUUUCUCAGAAUUCUUAGUAGUUACCAGAAAUCCAGCUGAUGUAUAUGCAUGUGUGUAUAUUCUCCUUGUAUUCACAUGCCAAAGGAGAAAUUGUAGUUAUAGUUAUUGCUGUUGGCAUUAACCGGAGGUAUAUAUGAACUGAGUUGAAUCAAA